This is a messenger RNA of Bradysia coprophila, 1152 nucleotides long. RefSeq names its product Phosphatidylinositol glycan anchor biosynthesis class K (gene PIG-K). Gene Ontology annotation, cellular component: GPI-anchor transamidase complex. Lineage: Eukaryota; Metazoa; Arthropoda; Insecta; Diptera; Sciaridae. Gene Ontology annotation, molecular function: GPI-anchor transamidase activity. The record is from RefSeq and is a predicted model, not a curated record. Gene Ontology annotation, biological process: attachment of GPI anchor to protein; proteolysis.
AGUCAAGUGGUUGAGGUUAUGAAUGAUUGUUUACAAAAUGUCUUUGCAAUAAGAAAACAUAAAACAAAAAUUAACUUGAAAAAAUGUUUGCAGAGUUGAAACUGUUACGUUUUGUCUGUUCCAUCGUAAUUUUGGUAAUUCUGUCGAACAAUGCGACCGCUAAUGACUUGGAGGUUUUCGAUGAAUUCGCCAAAAGUUCCAGUUCACAUUCAAACAAUUGGGCAGUUCUAGUAGACACAUCAAGGUUUUGGUUUAAUUAUCGCCAUGUAGCAAAUGUCUUAUCAAUUUACCGGUCCGUGAAGCGUUUGGGAAUACCCGACAGUCAAAUAAUAUUGAUGGUAGCCGACGAUAUGGCGUGCAAUCCUCGAAAUCCACGACCCGCAACCGUUUUCAACAAUGCGAAUCAACACAUCAAUGUGUACGGUGAUGAUGUUGAGGUGGAUUAUAGAGGCUAUGAGGUCACGGUGGAAAACUUUGUUCGUUUGUUGACCAAUCGUUUUCCUAGUAGUACUCCACGAUCUAAAAAGCUUCUGACUGAUCCGGGAAGUAACAUUCUCAUCUACUUAACGGGACACGGAGGCGAUGGUUUUCUGAAAUUUCAGGAUUCCGAAGAAAUUACUAAUCAGGAAUUGGCCGAUGCCUUUGAACAGAUGUGGCAAAAACGAAGAUACAAUGAAAUUUUCUUCAUGAUCGACACAUGCCAAGCAGCAUCCAUGUACGAGAAAUUUUAUUCACCAAAUAUAUUGGCUGUGGCGAGCAGUCUCGUUGGGGAGGACUCUCUAUCGCACCACGUCGACCCUGCUAUCGGUGUGUACAUAAUCGAUCGAUACACGUACUAUGCUUUAGAAUUCUUGGAAAACGUUGAUGCUGAGAGUCAAAGAACCAUCGGGGAAUUCUUGAAAGUUUGUCCAAAACGAGUCUGCAUAUCGACUGUUGGCGUUAGAAAAGACUUAUUCCGGCGAGAUCCGAACAAAGUCCUCAUAACCGAUUUCUUUGGUUCAAUCAGGCCGAUUGAGAUAAUCAGAGAUCGUGAAAAUGUCACAAUACCGCUGAAACUAUCUUCGGAGUCAAACAGCAUUGAAUCAUGUGAGGAUAGUAACAUCAAAUUUGAAUUUUAUGAACAAUUUCCGAGUAAACUUUUCAACUAAAAAA